Molecule: messenger RNA, 2382 nt
Organism: Scedosporium apiospermum
Lineage: Eukaryota; Fungi; Ascomycota; Sordariomycetes; Microascales; Microascaceae
Exons: 4
Coding region: 1-2382 (793 amino acids)
Cellular component (GO): cytoplasm; nucleus
Molecular function (GO): protein binding
Source: RefSeq, a predicted model, not a curated record
AUGAGCGGACCUGACAUCGCUGGGCUCGCGAUAGCCGUUGCGCGCCUAUGCAACGGACUGGCGUUGGGACUUUACAAAAUCAUACGGAAGGCCAAGAAUCUCCUCGACGAUGCCUGCAAAAUACAGCACUCCCUUGUCCUCCUCACAAAGUCGCUAGACAAAGUUGGGGCACUCUUUGCGGUUUCGAGCAGAGCCGGCCCGCUGGACGCCCGAGAGGAAUCCUUCCGAGACUCGAUCUAUCAGAUCCUACACUCCAUCAACCAGGACUUGGUAGCUUUGAAAGACAAACUUGGGCUUGAGAAGCUAUUGAAUCGAAAGCAGAAUCUUUUGAAAGAUAUAAAAACUACGUUUAAAAGAUCGCUUGAGGAUGAGGAAAUAAAGGAGAUACAGGGCAGGGUUGAAAACUCCCACAGACUCCUCCAGACGCAUUUCGAGAUGUUGUUACUGCUGUCGAGCUGGAAGACAACCGACAGGGUUAACGACUUGGUUACUAUCGUUGAAAACGUCUUCACACGAUUGCUCGAAGAUGGCAGCAACAUGCCAAUGCCGGCAAUAUCCGGUCCGGCUCCGGUUACACCCAGCCGAGUAGAAACCGGUGGCAGUUCUGCCAAUGCCAAUAGCACUGUGACUCGAAAUGCACGUAGAAUUAGGUACCUCAGUGCCGUUGAGCAGUGGCGGGAUUGUUCCAAGAGUGUAUUAGUCGACUUGGUCGCCAGUGGCAGCUCGACGAAGGAGAGCAUUGCCCCAUCUAUUCUCGACGGCGGCUUCGAUUCCGAAUCUCCAAUUUCCGAUAGUGAAGCCAGUGAGGAGGAUACUGCCUCAGACACCAGCGAGCCGGCAACGCGCGAGGCGACAGGAUCUGUGCCAUUCUCCCUGGGAGACGGGACAGAAGAAAGCUUUCCGAAAGAAAAUACCGAUCCGCCGGCCCCGGAGAAAGAACAGUACGAGAGAGAAUUAGAAAUCGAAGUCAACUACUGCCUAAAAGAGGUAGAUAAAAUGAUCAAACAGGAAAAGUACGCCGAGGCUGCGAAUCACCAACAAGAUGUCAUCAACACUCGGAUCAAGCUCAGCGUUUAUCAGGAGUUCCCGUUCAGUGAAGAGUGUGAAAUGAAGGAGACGCUUGUUAAGCUCCACAUGAGAGCGGAAAACCUUGUGGAGCUCAAUAAGGCAUAUCCCAUUAUUCAGGAGCUUGUCAGUAGGGCCGACCAGAAAGACGACAACGACCAUGGUCUCAGAAGUCGGCUUUAUCAGACUCGGAGCGAGAUCGAAUUUCGUCAGGGCAGAUUUAAUGAAGCACAGAGCUCGGCUCGGUAUGCUGCAUGUAUCCUCAUCAACGCACCCGGAAAGAGAAGCCCUGAAGAGAAGGAGUGGAUAAAAGAAGCAGCCAGAUCCAGCUACAGGGCAGCCAUGCGGAUUCCGAAUGCCAAAUUGGCCACUGUCACCUUUGAGUAUAUAAAAGAGGAGCUGGGUGAUCCGGAGUUCCGCAUUCCUGAGGAUCAUAACUACAGGAAAACUCUUGAAUGGUGCAGGAAGCGGCACUUCAAAGUUGAGAUGGAGGGGUUCGCCUUUGAUGUUUGCGACGUUGAGCCUUCUAGACAGAUUCGCGGAUACUCUCCAAUACACUACGCCAUCAAGGAGAGGCGAAUAGAUAUGCUCAGAAGCAUGCUGUCUUAUCCCUGUAACCUCGAUGUCCAAAUGGCUGAUGGAACGACUCCGCUUCUCCUCGCGUGUUCCAAGGAUAAUUUCGACGCCGUCAAGCUCCUCCUCGACAAAGGCGCAAACGGAAACGCCAAAGACAAUCUCGGUAUGAACGGUCUUCAUCGUUGCCAAGACGCGUUCAAAGAGGGAUCGAAAAUCGCAAGGCUUCUCCUCGGCGACUGGUCUCGAUCGGGCCAGAUUAAGGAGUGGACUCAGUAUAAUAAGACGGCCGUACACCUCGCAGCGGAGAAGGGAAAUCUGAAAGUGUUGCAACUCCUCUUAUCCCGAGGCGCUGACCCCAAUGCUCAAUACCGUGAAAGUCCAACGCCACUUACCGCGGCUGUCCGUUCCAAUGCCAACAACAAGAGGAACGUCGUGGAACUUUUGUUGAGUAAGGGUGCCGAUCUAGAUAAAAAGGAUGGGACUGGAUGUACUGCUGAAAAGAUCGCGCAGGAAAAGGAGAUCAAAAGACUCCUAAAAGCAGCUAGGGACAGAAAAGCGACGCCACCGUCCCGGCGGAGUAGCGCAGCGACAACAGUAGUAUCGGACUCGACGAAGCUAUCGCAGGAAGACGCUGACGGUAAUUUCGACUGGUUCCUCGACCUCGGUGACAUAACGGGAGGCUUGGGCAGUCGCCCGAGCAAGAACAACCACAAGGGUGUCACGCACCGCCGAAAGGGUUAA